ACUUUGUCUUCCUUUCUUCCAAUUAGCAGAAAUAUGAACCAAAGGAACCAGACCACCGUCUCUGAGUUCAUCCUUCUGGGACUUACCAACGAGAAGGAGAAGCAGAGCCUCCUGUUCGCACUCUUCCUGGGCAUGUACCUGGUCACUGUGGCUGGAAACGGGCUCAUCAUUCUGGCCAUUGUCCUGGACACCUGCCUUCACACACCCAUGUAUCUUUUUCUUGCCAACUUGUCCUUUGCUGACAUCUCCUCCUCUUCUACCUUCAUUCCAAAAAUGCUGGUGAAUAUUCAGACCAGCAGUCAGUCCAUCUCCUAUGACAGCUGCGUCACCCAGAUGUACUUUUCCAUCGUCUUUACUGUCAUCGACAAUUUCCUCUUAGGAGUCAUGGCCUUUGACCGCUUCGUGGCCAUCUGCCACCCACUGAAAUACACAACUGUCAUGCAUGCCAUGCUUUGCAUUUUGCUCACAGUCAUCCCGUGGGUCCUCGGUAACAUCGUUGCCCUAACACACACCCUUCUGCUCAUCCGACUGGUCUUCUGUGACAGCAACACUCUGUCGCACUUCUUCUGUGACUUAGCCCCCCUCCUCAGACUGUCCUGCUCUGAUGUAAUGGUCAACGAGCUUGUGGUCCUUAUCGUGGGCUUGUCGGUCAUCAUCUUUCCCUUUGCCGUCAUCCUUUUCUCCUAUGUCUGCAUCAUCAGGGCUGUGCUGAGACUCUCUUCCCUAGGAAGAAAGUGGAAAGCCUUCUCCACCUGCGGCUCUCACCUGACUGUGGUGUUGCUCUUCUACGGGACCAUCCUAGGGGUUUACUUUUUCCCCUCAUCCACUCAUCCAGAGGACACGGAUAAAAUUGGUGCCGUGGUCUUCACCGUGGUGACACCCAUGGUGAACCCCUUUAUCUAUAGUCUGAGGAACAAGGACAUGAACAGUGCCCUGUGGAAGCUCAUCAGUAAGAAACGGGGUUCCUCCCUCUGA
This is a messenger RNA of Cavia porcellus (domestic guinea pig), 975 nucleotides long. Its product is annotated as olfactory receptor 1S1. The transcript has a single exon. Bases 34 to 975 code for a protein of 313 amino acids. Gene Ontology annotation, cellular component: plasma membrane. Gene Ontology annotation, molecular function: olfactory receptor activity; G protein-coupled receptor activity. The record is from RefSeq and is a predicted model, not a curated record. Lineage: Eukaryota; Metazoa; Chordata; Mammalia; Rodentia; Caviidae. Gene Ontology annotation, biological process: G protein-coupled receptor signaling pathway.